This is a messenger RNA of Microthlaspi erraticum, 2079 nucleotides long. NCBI's taxonomy places the organism in Eukaryota, Viridiplantae, Streptophyta, Magnoliopsida, Brassicales, Brassicaceae. The record is from the annotation of a GenBank genome assembly.
AUGCUGACUGAUCAACAAAAAGAUGCGUUUCUUGACAUAGCUAGUUUCUUUGUAUCAGAAGAUGAGGAUCAUGUCACAAGUUUACUGGCUUCCAAAGACUCUCAUGAUGAGUCUUGUGAAGUUGGAGAUCUCGCGGACAAGUUCAUGUUAAGUGUCUCUACCGGCAAAAUCGAGAUGCCUCGUAUAUUGUGUUCAUUGGGCAAAGAACUUAGUUCAUUUGCAUCUUUUGAAGACAAUCUUGGUAAAAGCAGGCUGUGGGAUCAUGAUAAAGUUAUUAAAGCUUUGACCACCAACGAGAAAACCGAUUCUACUGUGAGAGGAAUCUUACUCGACGUGUCAAAAUUAGAAAAAGGAAUCGCCAUAGCCACAAACAAGUUGGCCUUGAUGCCGAACCUGCGAUAUCUCAAAAUCUUUGACUCUAGCUGUCCUCGGCAAUGUGAAGCUGUUGACGUUGUUGAAUGCAAAAUACAUGUGCCCGAUGGACUUGAUAUGCCUUUGAAAAAGAUUCGAUAUCUCCACUGGCUGAAGUUUCCAUCGAAGCAACUUCCAUCAAACUUUGACGCCGGGAGUCUUAUUGACCUCAGGCUACCAUACAGUAAGAUCAAAUGUAUUUGGGAAGCUGUGAAGGCUACACCAAAUUUGAAGUGGGUUGAUUUAAGUCACUCGACAGAGUUGAUAGACCUUUCAGCUUUGUGUCAAGCUGAAUCUCUUCAAAGACUAAAUCUUGAAGGUUGCACUAAGCUUGUUCAUUUGCCAAAAGAUACGGCAAAGAUGAAGAGUCUUGCUUUCUUGAAUCUCAGACGAUGCACAAGUCUCUUGUCUCUUCCAGAGAUGGAGAAUCUAACCUGUCUUACGACUUUAAUCCUCAGUGACUGCUCAAACUUUUAUGACUUUCGGGUAAAAUCCAAAAAUCUUGAACAUCUACAUUUAGAUGGCACAGAGAUCAAGAAACUUCCCGAGACGAUCAAGAAGCUCCAGAGACUUAUUGUACUGAAUCUGAAAGACUGCAAAAUGCUGGAGUCUCUUCCGGACUGUCUCGGCAAGCUUAAGGCUCUUGAAGAACUAAUACUCUCUGGUUGUUCAAGGCUCAUGAGUUUUCCUGUAAUCAAGGAGAACAUGGAAAAUCUGCAGAUUUUAUUACUCGAUGGUACGAAAUUCAGAGACGUGCCAGAGAUAUUACUAGUUUGUUUUAACUCCGACCAAGUGAAUUUACUGCGGUCACCCCGGACGACGAAUGGCCUAUCCUUGUUGCGACGGCUGUGCUUAAGCGGAAAUGAUAUGAUCAAAAGCCUUCAAUCUAACAUCAAUGAUCUUUAUCAUUUGAAAUUGAUCGACUUGAAGUACUGCAAGAGUCUGGUAUCUAUCUCUACGUUACCGCCAAAUCUCCAAUGCUUAGAUGCGCAUGCUUGUGUCUUACUCAAAACAGUAGCGAGUCCGCUAGCUCGUCUUAUGCCAACAGAGCAAGUGUCCUCCUCGUUCAUUUUCACUAACUGUGAAAAACUAGAGCACGUCGCUAAGAAUGAAAUCACAUGCUAUGGUCACAAUAAGGGCCGGUUCCUGUCAGAAACAUUGAAUCGCCACAAUAAGGGUCUUUCUUUUGAAGCUUUGGUUACCACAUGCUUUCCUGGAAGUGAAGUUCCUGCUUGGUUUAGUCACAAAGCUUCUGGAGCAGUGUUGGAGCCUGAGCUGCCUCGGCAUUGGAGUGAAAGUGGUUUUGUUGGAAUAGCUUUAUGCGCUAUUGUCUUGUUUCAAGAACAAAAAAUUAAAAACAAUAACCUCCAGGUGAACUGCAUAUGUGACUUCAAUAAUGUUAAGACAUCCUCUAGCUACUUUAGUUGCCCUGUUGGAGGUUUAUCCGAGACAGGCAGUGAGCAACGCACAAUUAAUUCUACGCAUGUCUUCAUUGGAUACACCAACUGGUUGAAUGUCAAGAAAUGUCAAGAGGAAGAUGGUAAGAAAGGAUGUGUGCCUACAAAGGCUUCAAUUAAAUUUCAAGUGACUAAUGAUAUUGGUGAGGUUACGAACUGUGAGGUGUUGAAGUGCGGUUUUAGUUUAGUUUAUGAAACUGGGCAAGCUUAA